Molecule: messenger RNA, 1329 nt
Organism: Strigops habroptila (Kakapo)
Lineage: Eukaryota; Metazoa; Chordata; Aves; Psittaciformes; Psittacidae
Product: vegetative cell wall protein gp1-like
Exons: 10
Molecular function (GO): zinc ion binding; DNA binding
Source: RefSeq, a predicted model, not a curated record
AAAUCGACCAAGAAGACGACCAGCGGCGCCCGGACGGUGAAAUGGAAGCCCCCCCUGGAGCGGGAGCCCAGCGCCGCCCCCAGCACCAGGCACAGGAAGCAGCUGAUCAAGGGGAAGGAGAAGAAGAAGCCGGGGAGACCCCCCAAACACCCCGGGGGCUGCGGGGGGGGGCGGGGGGUGCGCAGCCGCAGCAGCCGCCGCUGUGGGCUCUGUGAGCCCUGUUUGCGCCCGGGCGACUGCGGCCGCUGCGACUUCUGCCGGGACAAGCCCAAGUUCGGGGGCCAGAACCUCAAGCGCCAGAAGUGCCGCUGGAGGCAAUGCCUGCGCUGCGCCAUGAGGCGGCUGCUGCCGAGGGGGGGGGGCCCGGGGGGGAUCCGGCCUCUCCCCCCCUCCAGGCCCCUCCCCCUCCGCUGCCCCCCCCGACCCGCCCGGAGACGCUGCCCCCCCCGCAAGGCCAAGGAGCAGCCAAUGGGGGGGGCUGAGAAGGGCCCUGGGCCCCCCCCUCAGGGCCCCUCCAUGUGCAUCAAGGAGGAGCCAGGACCCCUCCCCAACCUGCAGGACCCCCGCUUGGGGCUUCUCAUCGCCUCGGCCCCACGGCUCAAAGUGGCCCCCCCGGAGCCCAGCAUGACCCCGAGACCGCCCCCCCCCGGGGAUCUGGGGGUCCUCAUCGCCGCCACCCCCCGGGUGAAGCAGGAGCCGCCGCAGCCCAGCGCGUCCCUGGUGCCGGUGCCCCCCCGGUUCCCCCCCGGGCAGUUGGUGGUGCUGGAUGAGAGCGAGGAGGAGGAGGAGGAGGAAGGCGGCUGCCGAGUGCCCCUCCCGCUGCCCCCUUCCGCCCCCUACUGGCCGGGCUCCUUCCUGGCCGAGCUGGCCGAGAUCCCGCUGCCGGCGCAUUGGGGGGUGGUGGGUCAGGAUGAGGAGGGGUCUCCCCCCCCUUCCCCCUCCCACCCCCCAUCUCCCACCGCCACAGCCCCCCCCCAUCACUCCCACCACCACCACCACCCCCCCAUAGGCGCAGGGCUGCGCUUGGUCCAACGCUCCCCCCGCUCCCCCAUGGCCGCCACCGUGGUGCUCCUGGCUCCGGGACUCGCGUUCCGGGUGCUGGUGGCCCGAGGUCGCCCCGUCCCCCCCGGGCACGAGGUGCUGACCCGGCGCCCCCCCCGCCUGCGCUCGGUGGAUGACCUGGUGGAGCUGCUUUGUGAUCUAGAGGCUUAUCGGCCCUGUCCCGGCCCCCCCGGGGCGCCCCCCCGGCCCCCGGCCCCGCGCUGCCAGGUCCUGGUACCCGGGGGACGGUGCUGCCGGCCCUGCUUGAUGAUGGCGGGGGGGGAGUGA